UCUCCCGCUUGGUUACACGAGGAGUCGCGAGGAGCCUCUGAUAGCAGUCGGUCCAUCCGCCGCCGCCACACCUGAACAUUCACCAAAACCAGUGAAGGAGAGCCAGCUGUAAGGCGAAGAAGCCGCUGGAAGGAGGCUCUCCUGAAAAAUCAAGAAGAAGAAGAAGAAGAAGAAGAAGAAGAGAGGGGGGAAGAGGAGAGAAAAACGGGGGCACGCAGCAGUCAGCCGGCUGGCCGGGACGCGGAGCUCGUCCGGAGGGGAAGAAAUCAGCGCCGCGACCGUCACAUCACAUCGCAGAUGACAAAGUCUCAGUGAAGCAGAGAGAGAUGUGGCGGAAGAAGUUAUUCCUGUUAAUCGCUGCCAUCAGUACCGUCAGUCUGCUGCUGCACCAUGGGGGUCACUUGAGCUGGACCAUCGAUACCUUCUACCAUGGCUGUCCUUCCUUCCAUUCCCACCCUGUCCCAAGCAUGAAACCUAAGCACACCAAUGUGGCCUUCCUUAAGACCCACAAAACGGCCAGCACCACCAUGCAGAACGUGCUUUUUCGCUUCGCAGAACACAACAACCUCACUGUGGCGUUGCCAGUGCAGUCCUGCGGCCACCAGUUCUGCUACCCACAGUCAUUCUCCUCUCAUUUCGUCCACCCGCACACACUUCCGCCAAACAUCAUCACCAGCCACAUGCGCUUCAACAAGGCGGAGCUGCAGCGCCUGAUGCCCAAUGACACAAUGUAUAUCACUAUCCUGAGGGAACCCAGCUCCAUGUUUGAAUCCUUGUUUACUUACUUCCACCAGUACUCGCAGAGCUUCAAGAGGGUCCCCAAUGACUCCCUGGAGGCUUUCUUAGCAGAUCCCUGGCGCUACUACCGACCAAAAGAGAAGGACUCCAUGUAUGCACACAACACCUUGGCCUUCGACUUGGGCAGAGACAAGGAUCGCCCAGCAACAGAUGCGGCAUAUGCACUGGCCUUUAUAGAAGAAGUGGAGCAAGUUUUCUCCCUUGUAAUGAUUUCCGAGUACUUUGAUGAGUCACUGGUUCUCCUUCGUCAUCUCCUCUCCUGGGACCUGGAUGACAUUCUGUAUUUUAAGCACAACAUGCGAACAGAAAGCUCAAAGCGGUCCCUAACGCCAGGCCUUGCUGCAAAGAUCCGUGCCUGGAAUUCUUUAGAUGCACGUCUCUACGAUCACUUCAACGCGUCCUUGUGGCGCCAGAUUGAAGCUCUGGGUCCAGCCUGUGUGGCAAGGGAGGUGCGCGUCCUUCGACAGGCCCAGGAGAGGCUAAUGAAAAGCUGCUUCGAUGGGACGGUGCCACUCUUCCGCUCAGCCACACAGAUCAAGAACAAGGAUCUCCGCCCGUGGCAGCCAAGUGGCAAAGUUGACAUUAUAGGCUACGAUCUCCCAACAAAUCUGAGCCGUGGGUAUUCUAACCAGGCCCAGGAGCUCUGCCUCAAAUUCAUCCAGCCAGAGAUCCAGUACACACAGACGCUCCUACGUUCCCAAUCACUGCGCUACCGUCGAGGCCACCAGCUCCGGGCUCCACAGCAGACACGUCCCCAGCAAAUGCAGCCCAUACGCAAAGUGCAACACAACCAAAUGUCUCCUCCAGCCCCUGGCCCUGCAUCAGUGACUGGAUCUGCCUCCAACUCAAAGCAUUCAGCAUGACCUCAAGGUUGGACGACAAAGUUAUUGCCUAAUUCCUCACAGACCCAGGCUUUGUCAACCAAAAUGUAGAGAACUAAAUAUAAUUUGAGGGCUAAACAGACUGCAUUUUUCAACCCAACCUGACCCUUGAGAUAAAAAUGCUUGGGAGUACAAGGAAGUCUUUGGAAAAGGCUUGCUUCGUUCUUAAAUCUUAGUCUAAAAAAAUAAAUGUGGAAAAAGGGAGGGUUACACAUAUCCGGACAUGAACUUGAAUCUCUCCAGUCUGUGAAACGGUAUCGGGAUUGGCAGACACAACUGUGGGAGAAAUCUACACUGGGACUCGGCUAAAUUGCACACCUCUGCAUUGUCGGCCACAGUGGAUGGGAGAGAGAUUCAGGUGAAAGUGGUUCUUUGAAGCAAAUCUGUUACACGCAACUAGAACUCAAUAGGGAAGUGGCGAUAUCGGGUCUAUUGUGAAGCACAGAGUGGGCUUUGUGUGCAUCACACUGCUGUAGUAUCAUGUUUCUUGCUUUCAUUCUCUCUUUCUUCAGCCCCCUUUUGCGCUCUCUCCCUAACAUAUGCCAUUUAAAGUCCUUGGGAGAGACAUAAUGACAUAAAAGGAUCAGCUGUCAGGCUUCCAAAGAGUCUCCUACAAGUAAGAGGCCAGACAGACCCCAAGAUAACCUCCAACUAUUAAUUCAACAGCACAAUUGACAACUCUUCUUCUUUUAUAAACUCCAGAGGAUAAAGCAAUGGAGGGAGGAGGGGGAUUAAAAUGUCACAUAGACAGAGACAGAGAGAGACCUUAUCCAGAGGGUAAGCCUAAAAGACUGCUGGAAACUCAGUUUGUCCACCCAUUAUCGCUAUGACUCAUGCAGAGACUGAACACACACAUAAGCCUGUGUCUCUUCGGCCUUCGACCUCGCUGGCUUCCUCCGUGCACCCGUCUCUCCAUCCUCUCAUCCAUGCUGCAACCCUCUGGCCAGACUCUCAAUCCAGACAUCAGCACUGACUUCUUGCUUCCUUCACCGUUGACUCAAGUCUCUUUUGGACCACCAGCUGAGAUCACAUCUUGCAUUGUAGAGACUCUAUGACAAAGUCAGGGUUUCGGGGUGUGGGGGUUCUAAUCUCGGACAUUAUUGCAAUAAGAUCUCCAGGCCUGUGUUCUACAUGAAAAGCGUGGAUUUUAAUAACUUACCAGCAACCCCACACUGCACACAUUGAUACAAACAAAAACGUAAAACAACUUGACAGGACAAAGACUUGAGGCCUGUGGGUCAAAGUGUUUGAAUAUUUAAUCAUCUCCUCUCAAGGCCCUCCUAUGGCUCGUGUUCUUGGGUUACACAGCCGUACAUUUUCAUUAAGAAUAUGAGGACCAGACGAAAGCUGCUCCAUCUGAGCCCGGAAGCACAGGGGGACAAGUGCUUCAAGCCUCGCAAGGCUGGUGGGUUGGCUGGGAUGGCAAAAUGUCAUCACUUAUCUCAGCUGUGAUCCAUUUUUAAUGCAUUCUGCUCAUAUUUAAUGUGUCAUUUAUGUUCUUUUACUCCUCUAGUGAUCAGCAGGGUACUACUAAAUAACUGGGAGCGCAUAGGAAGGAUGUCUUUGUGAGCAAAGGAGUCUUUCUGCUUCAUGUAUGCCAAGUUUGCACGGCAACAAAAUGAAGUAAUGUGUGUGGGAUUUAUUAUAACUAUGUAUUAUUUAUUAUCUGGACUUGAAGAGCUACAUUGCUGUAUUUUUAACUGUUAUUUUUCAUGAAUCACUGGAUAGAACCUGUUCGUUGCCAAUGUGGACCUUUAUAUGUUCAGUAUACCACUUCAGGCAACAGAGAUGGACCAAGGCAUGUGGCAAUGGUGUAAAAUAUUCAUUCUAUACAUGUUCUGCAUAAGAGAAAACUACUAGGACCACUUCUGAAAGCCGCACGUUGAAACAAGUGUAGUCGCUUUAAAAUUAAUCUUUAAUUCAGCGGUGCUUAAGUGCUCAACCACACAAUGCUUUUGUGGUUUGGAGUCUGUCGCACCGUAGGUUACAGUAAUGAAAAACACACAAACCGCCGCUGCUCUGACAGGAAUAAAAGAAAAAAAAAGCAGAGCAAGCGGGAAAGAAAAAACACACUGGAAUAGACGAUAAACAGUUUUAUGAAGUGGAUGUGAAUAUCUGAAUUCAGAGUGUGUUUAUCAGACUUUACCGGGGAACCUCAGCUUUGAAAGCACGAAACGCACAGCGGUUUUUAUUUAUUUACAGGUAUUUGAAAUGAGUUCAGCUGUGUGUGAUAUUUAUUCACGGUACGUACACUGUAAAAACAUACUGGCUCAGUUCACUUGAAAGGAUAAGGCUGUUUUUUUUUCCUAUAUUUUUCUCACUUUCAACAAACUCCUUAAAAAAAGACCAUAAACAACAGUGUGUGAGUCUAUCUGCCAACUUCUCCACCCUGUCUGCGGCACAACUUCACGUGCGUUGAUUUAACUUUUUUUUAACUUUCCUAAAACAGCUGGUCGCUUUAGUUUUUAAUCAAACGUUGCUCAAACGGAAACUUGCAUUUGUUAGGUACUUUUUUCGGCAGCGGAUGAAUAUACGUUUGGUGUACUGGUGACUAUUUGUGGCAUUUUUUUGACUCAGAAUAAACUACAGUGUCCCUGUUCACUGUGUGACACACUGAUGUGUUUUAGUGAUAAUGUAUUUUUACAACAACAGUGGUCAAUGGCACAGAGGAAUAAGAUUCAUCAGGCUUUACUGGCAAUAGAUUUUGGUCUUUUCAUGGGAUUUGUUGACAACAAAAUAUCACUACUCUUAUCCUUUAAAUGUGUUUGCUGAGUGUGCUGAUCCUCAACUAUGUUUUAAGUAGUUUGAAUUCAGCUGCUACUUGUAAAAGAAGGCCUUUCAUUGGAAUGAAACGUCUAAACUGUCUCAUCUCGCUGUAAAUUAACAAGAAAACAUUGGAGUUAUGUGUUUGUCUUAUUUAUGGAGCAUUUAUGGAGGCUCAAAGUGUUCAGCAUUAAAGGAAUGAAUAAGAACAUGAAAUGUGAAUAAAUACAGUCCAAACUUCAAACUUCUAAUCAUAAAAUUGCAGCUCAAUAAAGUUUUAAAACUCA
Molecule: messenger RNA, 4729 nt
Organism: Scatophagus argus
Lineage: Eukaryota; Metazoa; Chordata; Actinopteri; Scatophagidae
Gene: gal3st3
Product: galactose-3-O-sulfotransferase 3
Exons: 3
Coding region: 327-1661 (444 amino acids)
Biological process (GO): glycolipid biosynthetic process
Cellular component (GO): membrane
Molecular function (GO): galactosylceramide sulfotransferase activity
Source: RefSeq, a predicted model, not a curated record